This is a messenger RNA of Rhea pennata, 1517 nucleotides long. RefSeq names its product keratin, type I cytoskeletal 19-like. The transcript is spliced from 8 exons. The record is from RefSeq and is a predicted model, not a curated record. Gene Ontology annotation, molecular function: structural molecule activity. Bases 1 to 1497 code for a protein of 498 amino acids. Gene Ontology annotation, biological process: intermediate filament organization; epithelial cell differentiation. Lineage: Eukaryota; Metazoa; Chordata; Aves; Rheiformes; Rheidae. Gene Ontology annotation, cellular component: cytoskeleton; keratin filament.
AUGAGUUGUAGUAUUAAGCAGACAACUGGCUCUCUCAGGGGCAGAACCAGUGGUGGCAGCUGCGUUAUCAGUAGUGGGGGUGGUGGAGGAGCACGGAUCUCCUCAGUCUCUUCUGGAAGAUACACAACCUGUGGGAUAGGUGGUAGCAGAGGGUUUUCUGGUAGGAGCUACUGUGGUGGUGUAAAUUAUGGAGGAGGAUUGAGCACUGGUAGCUUGGUUGGUGGAAACUAUGGAGGUGGCUUAGGAGCUGGCGUCCUUGGAGGAUGUUCUGGCAUUGGAUUCAGCGGUGGCAGCGUCCGCUUUGGCGGUGGCAUUGGCAUUGGUCUCGGUGGCGGGGUAGCUGGAGGUGGUUUUUCUGCUGAUGGCAUUCUUCUUUCUGGUGAUGAAAAAGUGACCAUGCAGAACCUUAACGAUCGCCUGGCUUCUUACCUGGACAAGGUAAGGUGCCUGGAACAAGAAAAUGCUGACCUGGAGUGCAGAAUCAGGGAGUGGUAUGCCAAGCAGGGCCCUUUUUGUGAGCCCCGGGACUACAGCUGCUAUUAUAAAGAAAUAGAAGAUCUUCAAAACCAGAUUGUCUGCGCAACCAUAGACAACAACAAGAUCAUCCUGAACAUUGAUAACAGCAGGAUGACAGCCGACGACUUCCGAGUGAAGUACGAGACGGAGCUGGCCCUUCGCCAGAGUGUGGAGGCGGAUAUUAACGGCUUGCGCCAGGUCCUGGACCAGCUGACUCUCUGCAGGUCUGACCUGGAGGCACAGCUGGAGUCCCUGCGUGAGGAGCUGUGCUGCCUCAAGAAGAACCAUGAGGAGGAAAUGAGCUGUCUAAGGAAACAAGCAACUGGCGAUGUGAGUGUGGAGGUCAACGCCUGUCCAGGCCCAGACCUCAGAAAGAUCCUGGAGGAGAUGAGGUGCCAGUAUGAAACACUAAUUGAACGCAACCGCAAAGAAGUUGAGGAUUGGUACGAGUGCAAGAUUGAGGAGGUGAACCGGGAGGUCAUUACAAGCGGCCAGGAGGUAGAGACGUGCAACAACCAGGUCACCGAGCUGAGACGCCAACUGCAAGCCCUGGAAAUCGACCUGCAGGCGCAGCUCAGCCAGAGGGACAACCUGGAAGCAUCUCUGGCUGAGACAGAAUGUCGCUACAACAACCACCUUGCUGAGCUCCAGAACCAGAUUACAUGUGUGGAGCAGCAACUGGCUGAUCUGCGUGCAGAAAUGGAGUGCCAGAAUCAAGAGUACAAGAUCCUCCUGGAUGUCAAAUGCCGCCUGGAGCAGGAGAUCCAUACAUACCGCUGCCUGCUGGAGGGCGGACAGCAAGACCUGAUUCAGCAAGGAGGAAUUGGUCAGUCUUCAGGUCUAGGAGGAGGUGUUACAAGAACAGGUGGAAUAGGAGGAGGAAGUAUCAUUAGAACAAGCCACACUUACACUUCAUCUUCCCAGAUGCCAUCUUGCGCAGCUGCAGAGAUACAAGUGCCUUGCAGAAGGAUUUGUGACUAAGCAGAGAAAUGAGAAUGUCC